This is a messenger RNA of Protopolystoma xenopodis, 227 nucleotides long. Lineage: Eukaryota; Metazoa; Platyhelminthes; Monogenea; Polystomatidea; Polystomatidae. The record is from the annotation of a GenBank genome assembly.
GCUGACACGUCUUUCCCCAUUGCCCGAAGACGCUUUAAAGUGGCGAUCAGUUGCCGUCCCGAGCCGAUUCAGAUCAUCGCACGAUCCUCUUUAAUCUUCGCUCUUUCUUCUGGAGAAGGCCAGUUUCAAGCUGCCGAAUGUCUCUGUUUCUCCAUUUCAGCUCGCACCUUCUUUCCAGACCCCUCAAAGCGGCUGUCACGACCAUGACUCUGUGCAUGCUGUUCUGA